UUUUUUUAACUAAUGAAACUCUAACCUAAGUUUGCAGAUGUUAAAGAAUGGGAAUAAAUUUUAUUUUUUAAUUUAUUUAGUUCAUAAAUAAAAAAGUUGUAUCAAUUUCAAUUCACGAUGAAAACUAAAUUAAAAAAGGAAAGACCAUUUCGAAAUAAAAUAAAAGUGAACAGUAGUGUAGACUCUGAUGACUUUGAACAAUCAAAAAAGUGGUAUGAGGAAAUACCAGAAGAACCAAGACAGUUUGAUAAAGUAACAGACGAGCUUCUAAUUACUUUAAAAGAUGAAGCUAAAAAAUGCUAUGAUAGUGACUCCUUAACUUACAGUUCAAAAAAUAGGAAAAGUAGCUCAGAUUAUCAAUGGAUUAAAACAAUAUUGUCAAAAGGGACUGCAUCUGAUAAAAUUGCUGCUUAUACUGUAUCAAUACAAGAUGAUCCCUUACAUAACUUAGAAAAUAUAAGAAAUUUAGUUAAUAUGGUUAAGGUAUCAAAGAAAGAAUGCAACCAACUAAUAGAAGUUUUAUCAGAGCUUUUUUUAAAUAACCUUCUUCAUCCUAGUAGAAAACUAAGACAAUUUCAAGAAAGACCAUUAAGUCUGUUAAACAAAUUGUCAUCUGGAAAUGCUAUUACCAGAAAAAAGUAUCUUUGUUAGUGGUAUUUUGGAGAUCAUUUGAAAAAAGCGUAUACAACUUAUGCAAUGUCUCUGAAUAAAAUUGCUCAUGAUACCGUAGAUGCUAAUAAAGAAAAGGCUAUAGGAGCUAUGUUUAAACUGUUAGCAGAGAAUGCUGAACAAGAAAAGAAUUUACUAGCUUAUAUUGUCAACAAACUUGGGGAUCCCUCUCAGAAAGUAGCCUCCAAAGCCAUAUAUUGUCUAACUCAAUUGUUACGAAAGCAUUUAAAUAUGCAAGGAGUAGUUUUAUUGGAAGUUGAAAAACUCCUUUUCAGGACAAACAUUUCAAAAAGGGCUCAAUAUUAUGCCCUUUGCUUUCUCUCUCAAUAUUACUUAAGUCAUGAUGAAAGUGAAAUAGCAAAGAGACUUAUAGAAGUUUAUUUUUCCUUUUUCAAAGCUUGUAUAAAACUGGGUGAUGUAGAUAGUCGCAUGAUGUCUGCUCUUUUGAUUGGUGUAAAUAGAGCCUAUCCAUAUGCAAAAUUAGAACUGAACAAAAUAUCUGAACAUGUUGAUGCAAUGUAUAAAAUUGUGCACAUUGCAACAUUUAAUGUAGCUCUAAAUGCACUUGCCUUACUGUAUCAGGUAUCAGAUUACUGUGAUGUUAUCAAUGACAGGUUUUAUACCGCUCUGUAUAAAAAGCUAUUAGAUCCUGAGAUUUGUCAAACUGCUCAUCAAGCAGUUUUAUUGAAUUUGAUUUAUAAAGCGCUCAAAAAAGACAAAGAGAAGAACAGAGUGAAAGUCUUUAUCAAAAGACUUUUACAGAUUGCCUUAUACAUGGUGCCAUCAAUGGCAUGUGGUGUGUUGUAUUUGGUGUCAAAUUUAAUUUAUGAAUCAUCUCUUCUAAAGGCAUUUGAAUUAAAGCACUGUAUUCUAAAUGAAGAAGACGACGAAGAAGAAAAAUACAUGGAUGUCAAGGAUCCCGAUGAGAAAGAAGUAGAAAAGGACCAAAUUGAAGAGGAAAUUAGUGAUAUUAACACCACAGAAAAAGAGAACAUUGAAGUAGAGAAAGACAUACAAGAUACAAAUAAUAGCGAUAUUCAAGAAACGAUUGAAAAAAGUAAAGCAGUUACAAGUUGGGUUUACCAAAAUAAAAGUUCCAAUAACAAGAUAAAAAAUGUAAUGAGUUACGACGGUUUCAAUCGUAAUCCAUUAUAUGCUGGAGGAGAAUUUUGUUCAUACUUGGAAUUAACUUUACUAGUUAACCAUUUUCACCCAACUGUAUCACUUUUCGCGAAACAAAUUUUAAAUGGCGAAGUAAUUAAAUAUAGUGGCGAUCCCUUGAAGGAUUUUACUUUGAUAAGGUUUUUGGAUCGUUUUGUGUUCAAAAAUCCAAAGAAAAUGGAAGAUAUGGAGAAAAAGGGAUGCCAUCCUACAUUUGGUAAACGGAACACUUAUUUGCCUAAAGGAAUCAAGUCGAUUUCAAUUAAAUCUGACUCAUACCUAAAUCAGAAUGAGAAAAAUAUACCUGUUGACGAGCGCUUCCUGUUCCUCUACCUUCAAAACAAAAAGAGCAAAAAACUGGAACGUGAAGAUAAAGAACAGGAAAGUGAUGUUGAAUCUGUAGGAAGCGAAGAAUUUGAAGAAAUGUUAGGGAAAAUGUCAGACUUCAAAGGAAUAGAUGAUGAUUUAGAUUAUAUGAAUGAUAUUGGGGAAAAUUUAAAAAAGAAAGGAAAAAAAAAUAAAGAUGAAGAUGAUUCAAAUGAUGAAGUUAAUUCAGAAGAUAAAAUGAGCGACGACGAUUUUGCAAAAGACGAUGAAGAUAUGGAUUUGGACGUUGAAGACUUAGAUGACGAUGAUAAAGAAUUAAUGGAUGGACUGUCGGAUGAUGAAGACGUAAGUGAUAUAGAAUUUAACUCUGAUGAUGAGGUUUCUAAAACUGAUAAAAAAUUAAAUAUGAAGAAAUUGAAGAACGAUAUAACAAAUAUAUUUGCGUCUGCUGACGAGUUUGCUUCAGUGUUGGAAGAAGAAGGAAGUUCAAAAAUAGCACCAGGUAGUGCUCAAGCUCUAUACAACAAAGAUAAUGCAGAUACGAAGCAAUUAACAUGGGAAGUAAAUAGGAAUCGCUGGAUUAAAGGUUUUGAUAAAUAUGUGGGAAAUAAGAGGAAAAAGCCGAACAAGUAUAAAAAGAGCAAAAUAUUGAAGAAACAAUAAAAUAUUAUUUUCGUUUCAAUCCUGUAAGAUACCAUGGUUUGUAUCUGUGAGUUAUCAGUUUCUCAGUUGGUUACUACAUUAAAGACCAUGUAGCUCUU
Molecule: messenger RNA, 2918 nt
Organism: Agrilus planipennis (emerald ash borer)
Lineage: Eukaryota; Metazoa; Arthropoda; Insecta; Coleoptera; Buprestidae
Gene: Noc1
Product: CCAAT/enhancer-binding protein zeta
Exons: 15
Cellular component (GO): nucleus
Source: RefSeq, a predicted model, not a curated record